Molecule: messenger RNA, 1167 nt
Organism: Alternaria postmessia
Lineage: Eukaryota; Fungi; Ascomycota; Dothideomycetes; Pleosporales; Pleosporaceae
Exons: 4
Coding region: 1-1167 (388 amino acids)
Biological process (GO): negative regulation of protein kinase activity; eisosome assembly; endocytosis
Cellular component (GO): plasma membrane; eisosome filament
Molecular function (GO): lipid binding
Source: RefSeq, a predicted model, not a curated record
AUGCGCAGCUUCCGGGCCACGCCUAUGACAUCACCGGGUCUUGCACGACUUCCCCAGGCUGACCCCCGCUUCCCAAAACUCAAGCAACAGCUGUUUACCGCCCGAUACGUAAAUCCUGGAAACUUCGCAAUCGGUCUUGCUAUACCCACGGAAAGGAAUCGGUCACUCUCAGUCCGCUCGAAGAAGGGCAGCGGUAGCGGCAGUGGGGAAAAGUCCGCGCCCAAGCACCGUUUCACAAUGGCUUCCCUAAGAGGUACGCAGCAGCCGGAGCUUUCGAAGAAACUGUUCAAGAUCAUCAAAUCUGAAAACCAUGCGAUUGGCGCCUACGAGGCUGCGGCACGUGAACGGGUUGGCAUUGCUCAGCAGCUCUCGGAAUGGGGUGAGGCCACAGAGGACGAGACGAUCUCGGAGAUUUCAGAUAAGCUCGGAGUGCUGCUCGCAGAGAUUGCCGAGCAAGAGGAUAUCUAUGCACAAGCGUUGGAGGAAUACCGAGGUGUCUUGAAGCAGAUUCGCAACACAGAAAGCUCAGUGCAGCCGAGCCGAGACCACAAAACCAAGGUGUCGGAUGAGAUCGCCAAGUUGAAAUACAAAGAACCUCAGAGUACUAAGAUUGUCCAGCUCGAACAGGAGCUCGUACGCGCGGAGGCACAGAGCCUGGUUGCCGAAGCGCAACUCAGCAACAUUACUCGUCAGAAGUUCAAGGAGGCAUACGACCACCACUUCGCAGCCACUAUCGAACGUGCUGAGAAGCAAAUCAUCCUAGCCAAGCACGCUCGUCGUCUCUUGAACCUUGUCGACGACACCCCCAUAGUCCCCGGCGAUGUACACCCUCCGUUCGCAGAGGUAGAAGCAGCACGCCAGGUACUCACCGACGCGGAAGACGAUCUUCGCCAUUACCAGUUGGAUGUUGAGCCCAUCCAUUCGAAUGCAGGCAACCUCGGAGUGGGUGCAAUGCCGGGAGCCACCGUGCCAGGAGUUGGAGCGGGAGAAACAAGUGGAGCCCCUGUUCCAGAAUCUACUACGUACGAGAGUACAGUACGAAAUGAGAGUCCCGUAGGCGUGCAGUAUGACAAGGCGGGUUCAGCCCCUUACCCCUUGGAGGAAGCGGAUAGAGUGGAAAGGCAGCAGCAGGAGGUUCCUAGACAGGAAGUUUCCAACGUGGCUUGA